Pelobates cultripes (western spadefoot toad) is the source of this 261-nucleotide messenger RNA. The record is from the annotation of a GenBank genome assembly. NCBI's taxonomy places the organism in Eukaryota, Metazoa, Chordata, Amphibia, Anura, Pelobatidae.
AUGAGCUCCGACAGUGAGGACAGUGAAGCACCUAUCGACCCUGCAGCUUCAUUAACCAGGUGGGACCUGCAAAGAUUGCUGAAAGAAACCUCAGCUGCCAUGAAGGCUUACACGGCCUCCGAGCUAGAAAAGCACAUUGCAGGCCUGAGAGGUGACAUUGAAGCCCUCUCCACUUGCACCUGUCAAGCUGAAACCCGCAUUACAGGCCUCACUCACACUACAAAGGCCCAACAACAAGAGAUAUAUGCCAUGCAAGACUAG